Messenger RNA from Corylus avellana, 3265 nucleotides. Its product is annotated as eukaryotic translation initiation factor 3 subunit A. Gene Ontology annotation, biological process: formation of cytoplasmic translation initiation complex; translation reinitiation. The record is from RefSeq and is a predicted model, not a curated record. Lineage: Eukaryota; Viridiplantae; Streptophyta; Magnoliopsida; Fagales; Betulaceae. Gene Ontology annotation, cellular component: eukaryotic translation initiation factor 3 complex, eIF3e; eukaryotic translation initiation factor 3 complex, eIF3m; multi-eIF complex. Gene Ontology annotation, molecular function: mRNA binding; translation initiation factor activity.
GACCAUCAAAAAACCUAAAACCCUAAAAACUUGUUUGUUUGCUUCUCGUAGCGUAUACUGCGGCCACUUUGAAGCACCGGCUUUCAGUGAUUGCUGAUUUGAUAGUGUCAGCAUGGCUUUUGCUAAACCAGAGAAUGCUUUAAAGCGAGCUGAAGAGCUGAUAAAUGUUGGGCAAAAGCAAGAUGCCUUGCAAGCCCUUCAUGAUAUUAUAACCUCAAGGAGAUAUCGAGCUUGGCAAAAGACACAUGAAAAGAUUAUGUUUAAGUAUGUAGAGCUUUGUGUUGAGAUGAGGAGGGGUAGAUUUGCCAAGGAUGGUCUGAUUCAAUACCGCAUUGUGUGCCAGCAAGUGAAUGUUACUUCUUUAGAGGAGGUGAUUAAGCAUUUCAUGCACCUCUCCACUGAGAAAGCUGAGCAGGCUCGUAGUCAGGCACAAGCCCUGGAAGAAGCUCUUGAUGUUGAUGACCUAGAAGCUGAUAAAAGGCCAGAAGAUCUGAUGCUAAGUUAUGUCAGUGGAGAGAAAGGAAAGGAUAGGUCUGAUCGUGAACUUGUUACCCCUUGGUUCAAGUUUUUGUGGGAGACUUAUAGAACAGUGCUUGAAAUCUUACGUAACAACUCAAAGUUGGAGGCACUUUAUGCGAUGACGGCACACCGGGCUUUCCAGUUCUGCAAGCAAUACAAACGAACGACAGAGUUUCGCAGGUUGUGUGAAAUUAUCAGGAAUCAUCUAGCUAAUCUUAACAAAUAUCGAGACCAAAGGGACCGCCCUGACCUGUCUGCGCCUGAGAGUCUGCAGCUGUAUCUGGAUACAAGACUUGAACAGCUAAAGAUUGCUACUGAACUUGGACUCUGGCAGGAAGCGUUUCGUUCUGUUGAAGAUAUCCAUGGAUUAAUGUGCAUGGUUAAGAAAACGCCAAAGCCAUCCUUGAUGGUGGUUUAUUAUGCUAAGCUAACUGAAAUCUUCCGGAUCUCAGCUAGCCAUCUUUAUCAUGCUUAUGCGUGGUUUAAGCUUUUCUCGCUUCAGAAAAGCUUCAAUAAGAAUUUAAGCCAGAAGGAUUUGCAAUUGAUAGCUUCGUCCGUUGUGUUGGCUGCACUUUCUGUGCCCCCCUAUGAUCAUACUCGUGGUUCAUCCCAUUUGGAACUUGAAAAUGAGAAAGAACGCAACUUGAGGAUGGCUAAUCUUAUAGGAUUCAAUCUUGACCUUAAACUUAACAGUGGAGAACUGCUAUCAAGGUCAAACCUUCUCUCAGAACUGGUGUCAAAAGGUGUUUUGAGCUGUGCAACUCAGGAAGUAAAAGAUCUUUACCAUGUGCUAGAGCAUGAGUUUCUCCCUCUGGAUCUUGUGUCGAAGAUACAGCCCUUGUUGACCAAGAUCUCAAAUCUUUCGGGAAAGCUUUCUUCAGCUCCCUCUGUUCCUGAAGUUCAACUGUCCAAAUACGUUCCUGCCCUGGAAAAGCUUGCUACCCUGAGGUUGCUUCAGCAGGUGUCUCAGGUGUAUCAGACACUGAAAAUCGAUAAUUUAUCUCAGAUGAUCCCCUUUUUUGAAUUUUCCGUUGUGGAGAAGAUUUCCGUGGAUGCUGUUAAACACAAUUUCUUAUCUAUGAAAGUUGACCAUAUGAAGGGUGUCGUAUUAUUUGGUAAUUCGGGCCUUCAAUCAGGCGGCUUCAAGGAUCACUUGAAUAUUCUUGCUGAAUCCCUGAAUAAAGUGAGGGCCAAGGUUUGUCCACCUGUGAAUAAAGCAUCAAAACUAGGAGAAAUGUUGCCUAGUUUGGCAGAUCUUGUGGAUAAGGAGCACAAGAGGCUUCUUGCUCGAAAAUCAAUCAUUGAGCACCGGAAGGAAGAACAGGAACAUUUACUUUUGGAAAUGGAACGUAAUGCAGAGAUAAAAAGGAAAAAACAACAGCAGAUUGCUGAAGAGGAAGAGAAGAAGAGGCUCGCAACUGAGAUUGAGAAGAGGAGGAAUCAAAUGAUACUUGAUGACAUACGGGACAAGGAGAUAGAACAAGCAAAAGCUCUACUUCAGGAUGUUGGAAAACGCAAUAAGAAAAUGAGGAAGUCAAUUUUAGAAGGAGAAAAUGUGACGAAGCAAACUAUAAUGGAGAUGGCCCUGAGUGAGCAGCUCAGGGAGAGGCAGGAAAUGGAGAAGAAAUUACAAAAACUAGCUAAAACAAUGGAUUAUUUAGAAAGAGCAAAAAGAGAAGAGGCAGCUCCCUUGAUUGAAGCUGCAUUUCAACGACGUUUAGUAGAAGAGAAGGUGCUUCAUGAACGUGAGCAGCAGUUAGAGGUUGAGCUAAGCAGACAGCGCCAUGAUGGGGACCUCAGGGAGAAGAAUAGAAUGGCACGGAUGUUAGAAAAUAAGAUAACAUUCCAGGAAAGAGUGGUGCACCUUCGGCAAGUAGAGUAUGACAGACAUAGAGCAGAGAGAGAGGACCAAAUCCAGCAAAUGCUUCAGGCUCGGAGACAGGAGAGGGAGGCUCUGAGAAAAAAAAUAUUUUUCGUGCGGAAUGAAGAGGAGAAACAGAGAAAGCUGCAUGAAGAGGAGGAAGCUCGCAAACGGGAAGAGGCUGAGAGGCAAAGGAAGCUAGACGAGGAACGCAGGGCCAAAUUGGAUGAGAUUGCUGAGAAGCAGAGGCAAAGAGAGCGGGAAUUAGAAGAAAAAGAAAGGCAGAGGAGAGAAGCUCUCUUGGGGAGAGCAACUGAUGGGUCUCCUAGGCUUACUGAGACUCCUGUUGGUUCCCGCUUAUUGGAGCCUGGAGUUGCCGCUCCUGCUGCUGCUGCUGCAGCACCUGCUGCUGCCGCGCCUGCUGCUGCCGGCACUGCCGGGAAAUACGUGCCUAGGUUCCGGCGAGAUAGAACUGAAGGCUCUGGGCAAGCACCAUCUCCAGAACCAGAUCGAUGGGGCAGGCAGGAUGAUCAGACAUCCCAACCUAGUAGUGAUAGGUGGCGUAGUGAUGAUCGCAACUCCUCCUUUGGUGGUGGCGGCUCAAGGUCCACUUGGUCCUCAGCCAGAAUCCCUCCGCGUGGUGGAUCAGGACGCUGAUCAUAGACAAUUUUUGGUUGAAUAGCCUGAAAAAAAAAAAACAACAAAAAAAAAGGCAAAAUGUGAUUCCGCCAACACUUGAAGUUUUUUUGCAAACCCAAGAAAAUAAUCGAGAUAUUUGUCUUUCCCUUUCUUUUCCAUCUCAUGUAAUGAUGAUUGAUGAAGCUUCAGACUUCAUAAGAGUUGUCUGUUAGUAUUAUUAAUUUUAUCCUUAUUUGCUUCCCUUUU